Cuscuta campestris is the source of this 1199-nucleotide messenger RNA. NCBI's taxonomy places the organism in Eukaryota, Viridiplantae, Streptophyta, Magnoliopsida, Solanales, Convolvulaceae. The record is from the annotation of a GenBank genome assembly.
CUCUCCGACCUCCCCUUUAGCUCAUUAACCCCAUUCUUAAAGAACCCCCCGGCCAUUCCUUCUUCCCCAGAACAAAAAACCCCACUCUUGGAAGUUCAAAAUUGCACCUUUAUUCGACCGCACAGAUUUCGAGCUCAAGAUUGUGUUUUUUUCCCACAAAGAAACUUGAAAUGAAGCGGAAAAACGUUAUCUUUCUCACUUUGUUGCUGGGAAUUCUUCUAGCUGCUCGAGGAGCUUUCAGUCUGGUUGAUAAUGAUAAGUGGGCACUGCUUGACUUCGCCAACAGUAUCCGCCAUUGCAGAUCUCUGAACUGGAAUGAGAAGCUCUCGGUUUGCAUGAACUGGACUGGAGUGGGGUGCAAUGAAGAUGGGUCUAGAGUUAUUGCAUUGAGGCUGCCUGGGGUUGGGUUGAAUGGCCCAAUUCCUCCGAACACUCUCAGCCGUUUAUCUGCUUUGGAGAUCUUGAGCCUCAGAUCCAACGGUAUUUCUGGGACCUUCCCUCUUGAUUUUGGAAACUUGAAGAACUUGUCAUAUCUUUAUUUGCAGUUCAACAAUUUCUCUGGCCCUUUGCCUCCUGAUUUCUCAGUUUGGAAGAACCUCUCAGUUGUUGAUAUGUCUAACAAUAGGUUCAAUGGCACCGUCCCCGUUUCGUUGUCUGGUUUGAGUAUGCUCACCUCUUUGAAUCUUGCAAACAACUCAAUUUCAGGAGAAAUCCCAGAUUUCAAUUUGCCUAAUCUGCAAUUCUUGAAUUUUUCCUACAAUAAUCUCACUGGUAUAGUGCCCAAAUCACUAAGAAGGUUUCCUGGGACUGUGUUUGUGGGAAACAAUGUUUCUCUAUUUGAUGAUAAUGCCUCCUCAAGUCCAACUAUUUCUCUCCCUCAACAACCAACCUACGCUCCCGAAUCCAAGUGUUGGGAUUUUAAGCGCGUAAGAUACCGAAAAAUAUUGAGAACACCAGAAAAAUGAGAGAACAAACACAAGAAGAAUAUAUGAGAGAAAAAAUUAUAUUUCCACUAUUUCAGGACAAUAUACAAAAAACUCUCCCCUGUUUACAAGACUAAAUUUCAGACACUCAUAAACAGAUCUUUCCACAUCCUAUGCCCGGAUGUAUUUUUCCGAGUAACUAAAACCAGUAACUCCCUACACUCACCCACACUCACCAAGACCCCUUGGAUUUUCCCGGUGGUAUUCUUGUGUAGA